UUUCCUACCUAUAGGUACUUGUUUGUUUCUGCUGGAGGUAGUGUCCUGGCAGUCAUCACGAUGGGCAUCUACAGCACCCUCCUGUUCACCUCCACACUUGCCUUUGUUCUACUCGUGUGCUGUGUGGAUCACAGCUGUAUCCACACCUGGGCAUUUCUAAUGCAGAUGUUGUGGCAAACCUUCUGGCACCUACUUAUACAGUACAGGGAAUACUACCUGCAUGAACCAGUCAGCAUCAGACUAUUUUUGGCAGUGUCCACUUUGAUGCUGCUCACCCAGAGAAUCACCUCUGUGUCUUUGGACCUUCAAGAAAAACGAGGCGUACUGACACCAUCCAAAAGGCAGGCUUGUGUCACGCUUCUCCCUCUUAUCAGCUACAUCCUCAAUUUUACCACACUGCUUGGUGGUCCUUUGGGUUCCUAUGGACAAUUCAUUACUCUAAUGGAGGGGAUCAACCUCACCUCGCCACCCAGGCCACUAGGUGUAGUUUUCCUAAAGCUGAUGCAAGUGUUAAUGCUAGAGUGGGUUAGAUUUUAUCUUGUCUAUUUUCUAAAAUAUCUUAUCCAUGAUUUCAACCCUGGCAUCCUCUAUGGCAUCCUGUCGACCUGGUGUCUUGGACUGGUUUUAAGAAUACAGUAUUACUCUCACUGGAAGAUCAGCGAAUGCCUCAAUAACGCAGCAGGGUUUGGCUUUUGGGAAGAUUCAUCUGGGGACUAUUUCUCCAAAUGGAGCGGACUAUCCGAUGGGGACUUCUGGACCACUGAGGCGUCAAUAUGCAUGUCACAGUUUACUCGUCGCUGGAACGCCACGACAGCUUCAUGGCUGCGUAGACUAGUUUAUGCAAGGCACAAACACUUCCCACUAUUCAUGUGCUUUGGUUUUUCACUGUGGUGGCAUGGUUUACACUUAGGACACUUUGUGGGGUUUUUCACCUGGGCAGCAACAGUGAAAGCAGACCAUCAUAUUCACAGGAACCUUUUCCCAAAUAUUACACCGACACAGAGAAAAAUCUACACUUUUGUAAACUGGAUAAACACUCAGAUGGUUGUUACUUGCAUUGUUAUAGCGGUAGAAUUUAGAAAUUUGUCUGGUUUGAAUCUUUUAUCCAAAACAUACAUAGGUCUUUUUCCACUUGUUAAUAUAAUCCUGCUCUUUAUCAUUUUAAACCUCAAUUCACUAGAACAGUAGUCUAUAUUAUUAAAGUAAAAAGAAUGUUGACUUUGGCUUCAGGAACAUAACAUAUAACUGGGCUUAGAUUAUAACACUAUUUCUACAUUUCAGAUGCAAUUAUAAAACACUAAUUACACCCCUACAUGCUGUUAAUCAAAAAGCAAAAGCACGUGUGAUCACCUCUAUAAAAGCGUUUUUUUCAGCGGUUUCUGGGUUGGAGCAUUCAGAUGUAAUAUGGGCUACAUCUCAGACUCUCAUGGCAGUACAAUUUGACUGAACAGUUGUGGCUUGUUUGCCAGGAGAAAAAUUUCUUCUUUCUAAAAAGAAAGCAGCAGUUUAGGUUUGCCAAGUUUCAACUGAAUGACACAUAAGAAAAAAAAACCCAACAUGGCCAAAAUGCACAGACCUACGUUUGACAAAAACCAAAACACAGGAUGCCCAGGACCUGGACACCUUACAUUCACUGAGUCGACCUUCAGCUCUUCUGUAUACCAAAGUAUUUUAGAGUGAAAUGUGAGGCCAUCUGUCUGACAGCUAGUUUUGCCAAAACUGGGUCGUACAACAGGACAAUGAUCCCAAGCAAACCUGGAAAUCUACAACAGAAUGGCUAAAAAAAGAAACACAUCAAAGUGUUGCAAUGGACCGAUUAAAGUCCAGUCCUCAACCUGAUUGAAUUGCUUUGGUAGGACCUUAAGAAACUUCCACAUAAACAAAUGCCUGCAAAUAUCGAGCUGAAGCAACACUGUAAAGAAGAGUGGGCCGAAAUUCCUCAACAACAAUGUAAGAAACUGAUAAACUGAUAGUGUGUGAAUGUCUGUGUGAAUGGGUGGAUGUCUGGAUAUGUAGAGCGCUUUGGGGUCCUUAGGGACUAGAAAGCGCUAUAUAAAUACAGGCCAUUUACCAUUUACCAUAAAGUCAUAGAGAAAAUGAUUACUUCAA
Messenger RNA from Oreochromis niloticus (Nile tilapia), 2109 nucleotides. It is a transcript of the gene mboat4, whose product is annotated as membrane bound O-acyltransferase domain containing 4. Gene Ontology annotation, biological process: lipid modification; peptidyl-serine octanoylation. Lineage: Eukaryota; Metazoa; Chordata; Actinopteri; Cichliformes; Cichlidae. The annotation marks the transcript as partial. The transcript has 2 exons. The record is from RefSeq and is a predicted model, not a curated record. Gene Ontology annotation, cellular component: endoplasmic reticulum membrane. Gene Ontology annotation, molecular function: serine O-acyltransferase activity.